UCUGCUGCCGCCGCGGCGGCCGCUGCUGCUGUUGCUGCUGCUGCCGCCGCCGCCGCCGCCGCCGCCGCCGCCGCCGCUGCCUGGAUAUAGUGCGGCAAGGAGCGGAGCUUGCAGUCACUUUGCGAGGAGGAGCGCGCGGGCUGCGGGCGGCUGGGGCACCCCGGGAGCGGCGGCGGCUCUAGCUGGGGCGGCCGUGGCAGCGGAAGGUUCUCUCUCCAGGGCUGGACUUAAUAACUUUGGAACUGUCCUCCAGUGUCACGUCCUGAACAUGAGCCUCCUCCUCUCCUUCUACCUGCUCGGGUUGCUUGUCAGUAGCGGGCAAGCUCUUCUUCAAGUGACAAUUUCACUUAGCAAAGUAGAGCUUAGUGUGGGUGAAUCUAAAUUCUUCACAUGUACAGCAAUUGGUGAACCUGAGAGUAUAGAUUGGUAUAAUCCUCAAGGAGAGAAGAUAAUUUCAACACAGAGGGUAGCAGUGCAAAAGGAAGGUGUCAGAUCACGACUAACCAUCUACAACGCAAAUAUAGAGGAUGCAGGGAUUUAUCGCUGUCAAGCAACAGAUGCCAAAGGACAGACACAAGAAGCUACAGUUGUUUUGGAAAUUUACCAAAAACUCACUUUCAAAGAAGUGGUAUCUCCUCAAGAAUUCAAACAAGGAGAGGAUGCCGAAGUGGUUUGCCGCGUUAGCAGCUCACCUGCCCCUGCGGUCAGCUGGUUGUAUCAUAAUGAGGAAGUCACCGCUAUUUCCGACAAUCGCUUUGCUAUGCUAGCCAACAAUAAUCUGCAGAUUCUCAACAUCAAUAAAAGUGAUGAAGGUAUAUACCGAUGUGAAGGAAGAGUGGAGGCUAGGGGAGAAAUUGACUUCCGUGAUAUCAUCGUUAUUGUUAAUGUGCCGCCAGCAAUCACAAUGCCUCAGAAAUCCUUUAAUGCCACAGCAGAGAGAGGAGAGGAGAUGACAUUCUCUUGCAGGGCCUCUGGCUCCCCUGAGCCCUCCAUCUCCUGGUACAGGAAUGGCAAGUUCAUUGAAGAAAAUGAAAAGUACAUAUUGAAGGGAAGCAAUACAGAACUCACUGUCAGGAACAUAAUUAAUAGUGAUGGGGGUCCUUAUAUCUGCAGGGCCACAAAUAAAGCAGGAGAAGAUGAAAAGCAGGCAUUUCUCCAGGUCUUUGUACAGCCUCACAUAAUACAGCUUAAAAAUGAGACUACGUAUGAGAAUGGUCAAGUCACACUUAUAUGUGAAGCAGAAGGGGAGCCUAUACCAGAAAUCACUUGGAAAAGAGCAGUAGAUGGCAUCACAUUUUCUGAAGGAGAUAAGAGCCCAGACGGCCGUAUCGAAGUCAAAGGGCAGCAUGGAAGCUCCUCACUGCAUAUUCAAGAUGUGAAGUUGUCAGAUUCAGGGAGAUAUGACUGUGAAGCUGCGAGUAGGAUUGGAGGGCACCAAAAGAGCAUGUACCUUGAUAUUGAAUAUGCUCCCAAGUUUAUAUCAAACCAAACAAUUUAUUACUCUUGGGAAGGAAACCCUAUCAAUAUAAGCUGUGAUGUGAAAUCUAAUCCACCAGCAUCAGUCCAUUGGAGAAAAGAGAAAUUAGUCCUGCCAGCUAAAAACAUCACUAAUUUAAAGACAUAUAGUGCAGGGAGAAAGAUGAUAUUAGAGAUAGCACCUACAUCUGACAAUGACUUUGGACGAUAUAAUUGCACAGCCACUAACCGUAUAGGAACAAGAUUUCAAGAAUAUAUUCUUGCUUUGGCUGAUGUACCAUCCAGUCCCUAUGGAGUGAAGAUUAUAGAGCUGUCACAGACCACAGCCAAGGUUUCUUUCAACAAGCCGGACUCCCAUGGAGGUGUGCCUAUUCAUCACUAUCAAGUGGAUGUCAAAGAAGUGGCAUCAGAAACCUGGAAAAUAGUACGCUCCCAUGGAGUUCAAACAAUGGUUGUUUUGAGCAACCUGGAACCAAAUACGACUUAUGAAAUCAGGGUUGCUGCAGUAAAUGGAAAAGGGCAAGGAGACUACAGCAAAAUAGAAAUUUUCCAGACGUUACCAGUCCGUGAACCAAGUCCUCCAGCCAUACAUGGGCAGCCAAGCAGUGGAAAGAGCUUUAAACUAAGUAUCACCAAACAGGAUGAUGGAGGGGCCCCUAUUUUGGAAUACAUUGUCAAGUAUAGAAGUAAAGAUAAAGAAGAUCAGUGGCUAGAGAAAAAAGUGCAGGGAAAUAAAGACCACAUUAUUUUGGAGCAUCUACAGUGGACAAUGGGGUAUGAAGUUCAAAUUACAGCUGCCAAUAGAUUGGGAUAUUCAGAACCAACAGUCUAUGAGUUCAGCAUGCCACCAAAGCCAAACAUUAUUAAAGAUAAAUGCUGUGAAGCGAAUAAAGGUGAAAACAGAAGCAAGUCAUGGCAGCUGAAUGCUGCUGGGUUUUCUUUCAUUCUAGCCAUAAGUUUGUCUUGGAUGUUUUAAUGUUGUUGUUAUAUGAUAUUUCCUUCUAUGCCCUGCAAAUUUACAAGGCUAAUCUGAAAUUAUGAUAAAAGGUUUUCUAUGGUCCAACUAAUUAUGCAUGUAUCUUCACCCAUGAACAAUUAGCCUAUUUUUCCCUUCCCCAAAUUGUCAAACUUUAAAGUAGAUAAUUUGUCAGAAAAUCACUGAAAGAAAGAGAAUCAGGAUUGUUUCUUCCAGGAUACAGUUCACUGAAUAAUUUGCUUCAUUCUAAAGUUUCCUUUAAUUUCUGAAGUUGACCUUGUUAAAUAUCAUGUCACUUUUACUUGGAAUGUAAGCAUUUGCUGCAUCUAACCUCUUUUAUUUGAUUGUUUUGCAAAUCUAAUUCAAUAUCCAUGAGCAUACAUUGUAUAAUUAGUAAUUUUAUUAUGUAGAAUUGUGGAUCUUUUAUGUUGGUUUAAAAUGUUAUCCUUUAAAAUUUAAGUUUCUAACUUUAUGGACAUUUAUAAAACUUCAUAGUGUUUACCAUUUAUAUAAAACAUAACCCUGAUAACUUUUAUUAUAUUAGAUGUGUACCCCUAUUGUGCUGCCUAUUUUUCUUUUAAUGACCUAAAAUGUCAUAAGGAAUAAAAGUGGAAGAAUUUCUUCUUUUAAAUUUGAACACCAAUUUUAAAGUAUCCAUUUUUUAUUAUGUGAAAAUAUCUCACUGCAGUUGUUCCAAAGUAAGUAAUAAAUUAAGUUUUAAUGUGUUUAAAAAGUGGCACUCUGUUCACUGGAUAAGGACUGUACUGUGAACGGGCAUCAGCUUCUCUUACCUACUUCUUGAGAGAAGAUGAACUUGAGGUGAGAAGGAGGUGUUGCUACAUUCCAUUUUUCAGAGGAAGCUGGAUUUGAGGGAGUAUCAUGAGUAAUGAUUUCAGUUUUGACAUUUUCAUUCAUUAGGAAAUAAGAAAAGUGUUUUGUGCUUUUUACUCUCAAACACAUUCUUCAAAUGAUUCUUAACACUCAUUCAGGACAAUUAGAAAACAAUCAGAUUUAUGUAUAUCACAAGAGUGACCAUACCUAUCUGGUAAAUUAAAUGAUUGGAUUCUGGGCUUUGAGAGUGUCCCUCAUCAAAAACUAUUUAUUUUGCUGCAUGAAAGCAUUUUCUUAUUCUUUAAAAAAAAAAAAAAAAAAGCUACAGGAUCCUAUUACGUAAGACGUAACGCUAGACUUCUCCUUAGUAGUCUGUUUUCUUUAUCUUUUCUAAAUUCUGCUAGGCACUGCUGUCCUUUCUUCUGACCUAGCAAUGGAUCCUUUAGAAUCCAAAAGUAAUCAGUCCACAGAUUAAACACUUUUCUAUUUUCUUUCCUUUUCUUCUGCUGAGACAAAGGAACUCCCAGACUUGAGCACGAUGGAACUCUAACCUGCUUAUGGAGAAUGUUUUGUUUUUAAAAUCACCAUGGCAGGGGUGUCUUAGUCAGUUAAGCAUCUCCCUUCAGCUCAGGUUAUGAUCCUGGGGUCCUGGCAUUGACUCCAUAUUGCUCAGUGGGAAUCCUGCUUCUCCUUCUGCACACCCUCCACUUGUGUUCUCUUUCUCUCUCUCUCUUAAAGAAAGAAAUGAAAUGAAAUGAAACAAAAUUGCCACAGCCAACUUUUUUUUUUUUUUUUAAUUAAAGAACUAAUUAUAAGUGCAUGUUAUAUUCCAGGAGGUCUAUAUUUGGAGAGGAUAUGUAGACUGGUUGGCUACUAAUAACCAGAAAGUGCUGGGAAAGAGAAUGCCAAUAACUCUUCCAGGAAGUUUUUCCUGUUCACUAUAACCUGCCUGAAUCUUUCCAAUAAGACAAAGGCUUCCACGAGAUUUAUGCAAAAAUUAUUUUGACAUAGUAUAUGAUAGAAAAUGCUUUUGUGGAGAACAUGGAAUAUGGAUUUCAUAAGAUAACAUAGCUGAUUUUUAAAAAUUUAAUAUUCUAUGACUUAAGGUCACCAACAGUGAUAUGAUGAAUACUCAAAGUCAGGUUUACAUGGUAUUUAAAGUGAUAUUUUGACAGUUGAGAAAAUAAUCUCAAAUGAAAAUUUUAUUGUCUCACAGAAUUAUUUACAUUUAACAAAUUCUUCACUUAGUUUUUAUAAACACUUAAGUACAGAACAAGUUUUUAAUCCUGAAAUUAAUAAGCAGUGUAUCACUUGACCAAAUGUUUAUGCUUAGAAGAACAGUUAUUUUGCAGUGCUGAGAAAUGUGUAAAUUCUUGAAAAUAGAUCCUCAGACAUCUUAAAAUACAGGUUCUGUGCUUUGGUUUAUUUCUACAAGAAAUAGGAAAGCACAAAACUCUGAACAGCACAGCUAUAACAUUUCGAUAAUUGAGACCUUAGAGAUUAUAAAUUACCUUCUUAGAUUUUUAAAAAAUCUUAAUAAUAUGUAAGUUUUGCUACUAAAUUAUCAUUUUUAUUAUCUGAGUUUUAGUUUUGUUAUAUACAACCAUGUAAUCGGACCCUGCUGUUUAGUCUAAUUAGUAUCUACCUGUGGGUAUAAAUGAAUGUGAUUGUUGGUAAACAAAACAUAAAAAUUCAACUUUUUUUAAGUCUCUCCUUCAUAUCAUCCAGUGAUGUUUUUUUCAACCAAUAAAUUCUUAAAUAAAAUCCUGUGUCUAAUAUGUAUAAAAUAUGAACUUGUGUGUUAUGGUGAGUUUUCUGUUAACCAUUACAUGUAAUGUGUCUGUGUCUGCAGAUAUGUAGAUCAUAUCUCUGAAUGUUAAAUCAUUCCAGAAAUUUGAGUAUCCUCUACCAGUUACUAAGUUAGUUGAUUUGCUUGAGGAUGAUUGCUGCAAUUCCACGUGCAGAUCAGGAUUAAUUUCGUCUAUAAUCAUGGAUAUUUCCUUUUUUCUCCUCCUCGCUCUUGCCUGAUUUGUCUUCUUUUCUUCUUUUAUUAUUUACGCUUCUGGUUUCUCUACUCCAAACCAAACUCUGUAAUUAUUUACCAAAUCACUAGAAGGCUCACCUAUACCAUGUGCCAGAUGUGCUAACUGAGUAUGGCUAGAAGGUAGCAGAAAAGUCUUUUCUAGCAAACUUCUUGUGUGGAAAAUCGUAGGUCAAUUUCCACUUUGCAUCCUCUCUCCUCAUAUUAGUCAUUGAAAAUAAUGACAUUUUAUAAAUGCUAUUCAUACUAUUCCAAAAACAUGACACAAACGAACAUAUGUAUAUUCAUUUGUGGUAGACGUGGAUAAGAUUAAAAUGUCUUAGAGCUUAUUUUUAAAAAUUUCUUUCCUUUAGCCAAAAUAUCUUAAGUAUUUCAAAACAGUAAAUAAAUAAAUAUAUUUUAGACACUGGAUUAAAAAUUUGUAUGUAAUUUCAAUUAGACAUAUAAAAUGAAUACAUGCAUAAAUAACUUAAUUGAAAAUAGUUUUCACUAUUUAAAUAUACAGCAGGUUUUUUUAAAUUAAGAAUUAAAGGGGCGCCUGGGUGGCUCAGUGGUUUAAAGCCUCUGCCUUCGGCUCAGGUCAUGGUCUCAGGGUCCUGGAAUUGAGCCCUGCAUCGGGCUCUCUGCUCAGCAGGGAGCCUGCUUUCCCCUCUCUCUGCCUGCCUCUCUGCCUACUUGUGAUCUCUGUCUGACAACUAAAUAAAUAUAAGCUUUAAAAAAAAAAAGAAGAAAUAAAUUAAGAAUUAAAAAUACAAGUAUGCACAGAAGUUCAUAAGUUAUACAGUUCAGGUCAAUUUGGAAGCCAUUAUAAUUUAACUGAAAUAUAUUCCAUGUAAGAAUGGUGACUUAUCAUAUUUAAUUUAAAACUGAAAUAAGGAAAAUUCUACAGUAGUUUCAACUUAGAACAUUUGGAUUUGUGAUUAUUUAGUUAUAGUCAAAAAAAAGAGUGUGCAGGAAAUAAUUAAUCUUUUUUGGGAUAGGAUGAAUUCUAUUAGACAUCUGAAAACUAUUGUAUUUAUUAAUACGGUAUACCUAAACUGGGAAUGGAAAAAUAAAUUUUAGAUUUACAAAUGAUUUUAGUGAUUUAAGAUAGAUAUUUAUAUAUCAACAGUAGAAUCAUUAAGUAUGUUCAGGUCUAGUUUUCAAGAAGAGUUAGCUCAUGUUACUUGUAACAACACUUUCAGUUUUGAAGUAGUUAGGCAAUCUCUCUCCUCAUGUAAAAUUAUCAGAAAAUUUCUCCCUGUUUGUUUUUGGUUAUGACAUUAACUGCAUUAAGAACUUUAAAUAGUGUGUUACAGUGCUACCUAAAUUAAAUGUCAUUUAUAAUUUUCUUUUGCCCUUAUGUAUUAUAAUUUUACUUAUCAUGAAGGUUGUAUCCACAUGUGUCAUUUAAUGUAUUUUAUUAUGACUCAAAUCUGUGAGGUGUAAUAUCCUUUAAACAACCUUUGAAUAGGUACAAAUUAAGUAGGUUCUCUCUUAUAUUAGCUUUUUUCCUUCCUUCCUUCCUUCCUUCCUUCCUUCCUUCCUUCCUUCCUUCCUUCCUUCCAAUUUAUUCUUUCUAAUAUUCUCUCUCCCUUCCAUUCCUUUCAUUCCCCCUCUUUGUCUCUCUUCCUGGGCUCUUCUCUCUCUUUCCCAACCCCCUCCAGCCUUCCAUCCCUUUCUCUCAAUUUCUGCCCAUGAAUAAAUAGGGUUUAUUUUUUCUAUUUCUUUUUCAUUAAUCACUGUUAAAUCUUAAAGUCUUACAAUUUGUGCUAUGGAUAUAUGUCCUAAAACCUUCAGAAAGACUAAUUCAUUGAAGGGAUAGCUCAAAUUUGCAUACUUUAAAUUAUGGGAGCUGCAAAUAUUCUACAAAUUGCCCUUGAAAUUAUCUCAAUAUGCAUUGAAAUUGGUAAAAAUUCCAUUCCCAGCUGAUUAUGUCAUAAAUAAUAAAGAGAAUUAUUUAAUCACUGUUAAUACUUGAUAGUUUAUCUUAGAAUCCAGAAGGUAUUACCACAGUAAAUUUUAGGACCUAACUAAAGGAAAAAAAUCUUUCUAACCUCUCCUUAACCUGAUCUCUUCUGUAUUACCAUCUAAAUGGGUAGAGUUAACAUUUAAAGUUACCACUUUUUUUAACUUUUAAAUAUAAAGCUGUAGUAUUAUCUCUUUUUAAUUUAUUGUACUUAAAAACUUGAUGAAAUACAUAAAGGUUAUAAUAGCAUCUUGACAGCUUCUCAAUUUUUACCUAAGGCAAACAACUUCAGUAAACUUAAAUUUAAUUGUUCUGCCAUAAAGACAGAGAUAAGAGUGUGAUAUCAAUGCUGUGUUUUCCAAAUACCUUUGAUUUUAUUAUCUUCAUAAUAUGAGCCAGAUAAAGAUUUUCUGAUAGUAAUCCAUUCUUCUUUUAUCGCUAUUAAUUAAUUUUAAAGCCUAAAUUGAAAGAAAAAUCGAAACAGCUAAGGAACACACAUAUGUUCAAGAGUUCUAUUAUUAUAUCUGUGCUGAUCUGAACUGCAACUGAUAUCCUUAUGGCUCUGUUGGUAGACUAUUAUUUUACCUAAUUUUUAAAGAAAGGUUGAUUCAAGUAGACUCAAAUUUCAUUUUAAGUGUGAAUUAAUUAAAUGUAUUUUUAGUUAUAAUGUAAAGUUUCUUAACUUGUAUAUGUUCAAAUUCAAUUAACUUAUUCUUUAUUAUUCCAUUUUAACUAAUGAAAAUGCAAAGUAACAUAUUUAUAAACAUUGCAUAAUAUUAAGAGAUAGCAUCUUUUUCUUAAUUAUACCAUAUUUAUUUUUACUAUAUACUUGUACUAAAUGGGCACUAUGAAAUAAAUCUCCUAGUUAAUCUUUUUUUUAAAUGCAAGCAAUUAAAAAUUACUGUUUUAAGUAAUCUCCAUGAUUCAUGAACUUCUUUAAGAAUAUUUUAUCUCACAUCUUUCACUGAUUUUAUGUAUAACACUUGUGUUUUAAAGUGACAAUUUCUGAUCAUUUUAAUUGCAUUUGCUUUCAUCAUGGCUUAUUUUCUUGAAAAAAAUGUAUGUUAUAAAUGUAUUGUCUUCAGUAUCAUCUCUUAUUUAAAACCCUCAACAUAAUAUCCAGCACUAUGUGUAAUCCUAUGCAUGUGUUUCAUAGUAAAUUAAAUGUCAUUUUAUUUUCUGUACCUCUGUGUCUCCAUUGUUGUAAUAAA
Molecule: messenger RNA, 8483 nt
Organism: Mustela lutreola (European mink)
Lineage: Eukaryota; Metazoa; Chordata; Mammalia; Carnivora; Mustelidae
Gene: NCAM2
Product: neural cell adhesion molecule 2
Exons: 16
Coding region: 269-2452 (727 amino acids)
Biological process (GO): cell adhesion
Cellular component (GO): membrane
Molecular function (GO): protein binding
Source: RefSeq, a predicted model, not a curated record